This is a messenger RNA of Didymodactylos carnosus, 1032 nucleotides long. The record is from the annotation of a GenBank genome assembly. NCBI's taxonomy places the organism in Eukaryota, Metazoa, Rotifera, Eurotatoria, Philodinida, Philodinidae.
AUGGCGUUUAAUCGCGAUAAUAGUAUAUUUGAAAAUGCUGAAAAAGUCCUUAAACUCAAUCGUUCAAUUAGUCAACAUUUACAAGUUCGACUAGUUUUGAAUCCAUUUACAAAAAAAUUUAUUGACUCUGAACUUGCUGUUACAUUAGGGAUUUUAUACAAUGGAUAUUAUAGAAAUCAAUAUGGCGGUUUAAUUCCUUUACGUGGGGGAGUCUACAUAGCGGCUGGAAAAGGUCUCAUUCAAUUUACGGUGAGUGAUGAAACCGAACGAGAAGAAAUGGAAAUUGAAUAUUAUCCCAUCGAGAAAGAAGAUCAUUCUCAACCACUAAUGGCAAUACUUAUUAUCCGUUCUGUCUAUGAUAAUCGAGAGAAUAAAAGAAUGAUUUCCAUUAAGCAAGCUCUAGCUCAAGCGUUAAUUGAUACUGAUACAUUUUCAUAUCGUUUGACAGACACAAUUUCACUACCAUUACAUACAGCACUCUAUCAAGGAUAUAUUUUAGGAGAAUUACGAACAACAAUGCAGACAAAUAAUCCAACCGUUACUAUGAGUAUUGACCAAGGCAGUUGUUUGAAGAGUUUACAAAAAAAAGAUACAUUUUCUCAACAACGUAAUUCAAAAUUUCCAUCACCCAUAAAUGUUUCAUCAAUUCAAUCAAUAACAAAGUCUCGUGUUGAUGAAAUGACUGUUUUUGAUGAAUUAAUCAAAUCAUUGAAUUCAAUUGUGCAUAGUUUAGAUAAAUUUCGUCAAACUGUUUGUAUUGAACCUUAUUGUGAAUUAGAUUCAACUGGUUAUAUCAAAAAUAAACAAACGGGUUUUCGUUACUUAUUGUCAGACGCAAUUGAGCUUGGUCUCGUUUCUUUGAAACAUGUUCCAGAUGAUAAUGAUUUUAUACGUGAACAACGACGGUACAACGAAAAAACAAAUGAUCAUCAACACGGUACAACUGAAUAUUUUGAUCAAGAUUCGAGCAUUUUACCAUUGAAUGAUGCACAGCAAUUUCAAAUUAAAAGUCGUCCGGUUGGUAAAACGUAG